Messenger RNA from Formica exsecta, 2263 nucleotides. Its product is annotated as odorant receptor 49b-like. Gene Ontology annotation, molecular function: odorant binding; olfactory receptor activity. The record is from RefSeq and is a predicted model, not a curated record. Gene Ontology annotation, cellular component: plasma membrane. Bases 1007 to 2119 code for a protein of 370 amino acids. The transcript is spliced from 5 exons. Lineage: Eukaryota; Metazoa; Arthropoda; Insecta; Hymenoptera; Formicidae. Gene Ontology annotation, biological process: detection of chemical stimulus involved in sensory perception of smell; sensory perception of smell.
UUUUUUUUUUUUUUUUUUUUAAGUAAUUCUAAAUAUACUUACUUAUUGCAGUUACUUAGAACAUCGUACUCUGCAUACACGUUGUUGCAACGGUUAUAAAACCAAUGCAAAGAAAAUGAUGUAUAUAUGCGCAAUAUAUAAUAUAUGCUAAAUAUAUAAAUAGUAUUUAAUGUGUAUUAAUAAUUGGCAAAUUAAAAUUAAUAAUAAUGUACCUGUGAAAAAAAUAGUUUUUUUGUUACAAAAGUAUACGGAAUUACAAGUAAUAUAAUAAAACACUACAUUUUUCAAAUGUUUCACAUAUUAGUAAGAAACUAUUGUGUGUCGUAAAGUAAAGAUCAGAUAUGGUAGAACAGAUUACCCAAUUAUUAUAUCUAUUCGUUCGAAAUAUUAUUUAUGUGCGAUAUACGCCACAUUGUAGAAACAUAAAUUGUUAAUUGAAGUUACCUUGCGCUUUCCGAGUUUAUACUCAUAAUCAAUUAAAAAUACAUAGAGGUUUGUAGAAGAAAAAAAGCCAGAUAAUAUCAGAUCGAGGUAAAAUAAAAUUACACAGUACGACAGUAAUGAAUAAAAUAUUUUGUAAUGAAUGUGCGCGUACGACGAUGUAUCAAGAUUAUACGUUUGAAUUCUCCUUCUUGAAUUUUGUUUACAGCCUACAUCAUAAUAUAUAUAUAGAUACUAGAUUGCACUUUUUCAAAGAUGUUAGUUCGCGGAAAACAUCGCUCCUAGCUCGCUAUUACAAUAAUAAUAAUGCUACUUAUCGAAAAGAAUUCAGGGUUACAUGGGCUAUAGAUACUCUGGAAUUUUCAUGAAGUCAACUCACUCAUUAACGAUGACGAUUUUAUCCUGUAAUUGAUAUCAAUGGAAUAUUAGAUAUCGAAGAGCAUACAAAACUUUACAGCGUUUUACGCGUUACAUAGUUGAUGUGUGUAUUAAAAUUAAAACUGAUAGUGUAUUUUUCAGCUAUAAAAGCCUUUAUUUAUUGUAAGGCUAUUUAAGGACUCUAAAAAUGAGCGUGAUGAAAUUUAUACUCAUGAUUCUCGCAAUCGCUGGAUGCUGGCGACCGUUCUCGUGGACAUCACUGAUUAAGCAUGCACUGUAUAACGCUUAUACAUUGUUGAUAAUAAGCUUCUUAUGCAGUUUUACAUUCACGCAAUUUAUGGAUCUUAUUCUGAACGUCGAUAAUCCUGACGAUUUCGCUAGCACUCUAUACACGAUGAUGACUAUGUGCGUUUCGUGCUACAAGAUAUUCAGCAUGUGGAUGAAUCACGAGAGUGUCGCAGCGUUAAUUCGAGACCUUACUGCGGGUUUGUUUAAACCGCUGGUACCUGCCGAAAUUGAAAUUCGACGAAAAUUCGACAAAAUGAUACAGACCUACGCAAUGUGUUAUACUGCCAUGAUCAUAUUAUCGUGCGCAGGUAAUAUCUUGCUAUCGUUAUUGACGAACUUUAGAAAAAGGAAGUUAACAUUCAGAGAAUGGAUACCGUACGAUUAUUCGUCGUACGUGAUAUUUUGUCUCACAUAUAUUCAUCAGUACUUAGGCGUGACCGCCGCAUGUAUCGUUAACAUUUCUUGCGACAGUCUCAUUGUCGGUUUGCUACUGCAUCUGUGCUGUCAGAUAAAAAUCUUAAAAUAUCGUUUGAAAAAUAUUACAAAUAAUCAGAAUAUUUUACGCGAUUGUGUACGCCAUCAUCAUCAUAUAAUUGAAUACGCACGUGCGGCUAACGCGAGAUUCAACAAGAUAAUCGCGUUUCAAUUUUUAGUCAGUACAUUUGUAGUGUGUUCGAGUUUGUACCAAUUGACGAGAAUGACAUUAGGCGCAUACCAAAUUUCAAUGAUCUCAUAUAUGUCCUGCAUACUUGUACAAAUUUUUAUUUACUGCUGGUUUGGAAAUAAACUGAAGUUAACGAGCCUUCAACUUGUCGAUAGUAUCUUCGAACUCGAAUGGAUAACAUUAGACAAUAAAAUCAAAAAAAGUCUCUUAAUAAUUAUGAAUCGCGCAAUGAUACCUAUUGAAUUUAUCAGUGCGUAUCUUCUUAAGGUGAAUCUAAACUCUUUUGUAGGGUUGCUCAAAACGUCAUACUCUGCUUAUAAUGUGUUAGUACAAGUACAAGAACAAUAGUGUAAGCUACACACAAAUUGUUUUCAGUGCAAUAAUUUUUGUACAAUCUGUUAAACAUAUUAAUAAUACAUGUAUAGAUAUGCACCAAUUGUUUUAAUAAAUAUCUUAAAAAAUAUAUAAAACUUUUAUAUUACACGAACAAAU